Molecule: messenger RNA, 1440 nt
Organism: Phymastichus coffea
Lineage: Eukaryota; Metazoa; Arthropoda; Insecta; Hymenoptera; Eulophidae
Exons: 3
Coding region: 131-1366 (411 amino acids)
Source: RefSeq, a predicted model, not a curated record
UCAAUCGAGCCUCCAAAUAUUCCGGCGUCUCCAAGUCCGCGUGGCUCAUACAUAAAUAGAAAUUUGGGCGGCGCGAAAGUCGCCAGUCUCUCUUUGUCCAUUGGAGAGGGAAGAUUCGUAAGGUGAACGCAUGCUGUCGACGGCGAAAGCGGCGAGCGCGCUCCUAGUGCUGCUCUUGGACUUGGUCAGCGCGCACGAUGGCUCGAGCAGGUCGCGCCACUUUCCCGGCAAGCAGCUGGUCUUCGGACGGGACUCCUUCGAGAAUACAACGUUGUCGUACGCGACGUGCGACCUGGCCGAGGGUCAGUCGGAGAAGAGGUGCACGGUGGUGCGCGAGGACGACGCUUUGAACGGCACGUUGAGAGCCGUAUCCUGCGAGGUGACCCUCAAGGCUGAAAAAGCCGAGCGCCUGAUCGGCCCGAGGAUGAAGGUCGUGCCUUUGGGUCUGGAUCGCGCGAUUUUCAUUUGGACGGAGAGCGACAGGAAGGAGAGCCGGAGCAGAGAGACAACACUCGUGAGGUAUACCACCGUCAAAUAUCCGGAGUGCCGGAGCACCGAAGCCAAAUUGUCGUACGCGCGAAAGGAUGACGAGGUGAAUCCCGACUCGUACCUCGAACGCGUUCGGAUGGCAACGUACAGCGACAGCACCUACUGCUUGGUCUUCUCCAACGACUCGCUUUGCGGAGGGAAAAACGUCUGCAAGCUGCACGUCGAUCCCGAGGCUGGCGAGACCGAAGCCCCCGACAAGUGGUUCACACCCGAGUCGGGUCUCGUCGAGGUCGUGCCCCUAGCGCAGCAUUCGCAGGAGAAAGGUCAUCUGGUUGUCGAAGGCACGUUCGUCAACGUGCCGCAGGCCUACGUUGUCAAACGCGACGGUCAAAUAAUGAAAUUCCCGUCCGAGCUGGACGCCCAGCGCUCGUGGAAGCUCGUCCACUCGACGGCCCACUCGACCAUCGGCCUCUGCUACCACUCGAACUCGAGCUUCAGCUGCGCGCGAUACGACCACGAGGGCCAGCCAAAGCUACGAUCCAAUCCCGACUUUGGCUACGACGUCGAGCAAGCGGCUAUGCACAAUCUGCGCGACGGCGGAUUUCUCCUGCUGACGAGUCGCUGCGAAUCGAUCUGCGCGAUGAACGACGACCACUACUACGUAACCAAAUUCGACGCGCAAGGACGUAAAGCUGGAGAAGUGCAUCUUACGGGAUUCCAUCGCGAGCGCCUGUCGAACCUCGUCAAUGCUCAGCUCUUCGAGAAAGAUGACAAACUGUACUGCGUCUCCAUGGCGAGAUACAGCAUCUCGCCGACUGCCGAAUCGCCGGACCUGCUGACUUUUGCCAACUGCUUCGACGAUAAGAGCUUCAAAUAAGCUCGGAUAUCUACGACUUUUUUUUUUUUUUGAUCCUAUUGUACACGUUCUUUUAAUAAAAAGAAAAAUCUAAU